AUGAUUGUUUUGGAUAUCAAAAAGGAAUUGGCAAGUGAGUUCGACGUCAGUGAUAAAGGUCAGUUACGCCACUUUCUGGGUAUGGAAAUCGAAAGAGAAGUGAGAUGGUUAGAAAUAGCCCGCGUUCAAAAAAAUGUGUUAGAUGCAGUUUCUGAAAAUGCCGCCAAAAAUCCUGAAGCCAUUAAAGCUGCUAACGAACUUAACAAGAGCUUAUUUGAUAUUACACAACUAUAUGAAAAUUAUGCAGAUCGGUUCAGUUUAUGGGAGUGUAAGCUGACCAUUUUAAACUGUUCUCACCACAAUGACCCUUUACUUAUUGAAUCCGUGUGGAGUCAUAUAAUCGAGAAUGUUAUAAAUAGUGCCAACUCAGUACAAGAAAAAGCAACAUGUUUGUUUGCUAAAAUUGAAGCACUUUUUAAAGAGUUUGGGGAGUCUGGACACUGUUUCCCCCUUGCUUUCAUAAUACGUGAAUUAGAAUUAAAGGCAUGUCAGCUUAAGCUCCCUGAGGGUAUAGUGCCUGAGAAAUUGGCAGCACUUAAUAUUGAUCUUGAACUUCUAAUGGAAUACUACUCAAGGAUGAUCUCCAUUAAUGAACGGAUUUGGGCUAAUGAAGGAAAUGAAUGGCAUUUGGUCCAGUCGUCAAUAAGAGUUAUAUCUUUAUUAUCAAAUAACGCACAUACGUUAUGGUCCCGAUCAAGGAGACGGAUCAUUGGAAAAGCUCAGGAUAUGGUGUCUGUUUGUUUAAAUAUUUGUUAUCAAAAACCAGGCACUGAACGUAUGCAGCAAACUCUGAAAGAACUUCAAUGUAAUUUUCAGAGAAAUCUACCAUAAAAUAUCUUGUGUUCAAAAAUUAUAUGAAAAUAAUAAACAUAAUUUUUAAAAAUAAAGCUCUAAGUUAAUAUAUUGCAAGUAACCUGAA
This is a messenger RNA of Musca domestica (house fly), 919 nucleotides long. RefSeq names its product nuclear pore complex protein Nup154-like. Gene Ontology annotation, molecular function: structural constituent of nuclear pore. The transcript has 4 exons. Bases 1 to 831 code for a protein of 276 amino acids. Lineage: Eukaryota; Metazoa; Arthropoda; Insecta; Diptera; Muscidae. Gene Ontology annotation, cellular component: nuclear pore; nuclear pore inner ring. The record is from RefSeq and is a predicted model, not a curated record. Gene Ontology annotation, biological process: transcription-dependent tethering of RNA polymerase II gene DNA at nuclear periphery; protein localization to nuclear inner membrane; protein import into nucleus.